Equus caballus (horse) is the source of this 2817-nucleotide messenger RNA. RefSeq names its product plakophilin 3 (gene PKP3). NCBI's taxonomy places the organism in Eukaryota, Metazoa, Chordata, Mammalia, Perissodactyla, Equidae. Gene Ontology annotation, cellular component: nucleus; adherens junction; plasma membrane. Gene Ontology annotation, biological process: cell-cell adhesion; cell-cell junction assembly. The record is from RefSeq and is a predicted model, not a curated record. Gene Ontology annotation, molecular function: cadherin binding.
CAGUCCCGUCCCGCAGUGAGAGGCUGCCCCGGACGGACGUGCCAGGCCCAGGAUGGAGCCUGGGCCAGCAACAGUGGGCGCUGGGAUGAGCCAUGGGACCAGCAGAUUCCGGAGCACCAGCAGGCCUGAGGCCGGCGUGUGCUCCCUGGCUCUGCCCUCGGACCUGCAGCUGGACCGCCGGGGCGCCGAGGGGCCAGAGGCUGAGCGGCUGCGGGCAGCCCGCGUCCAGGAGCAGGUCCGUGCCCGCCUCCUGCAGCUGGGCCAGCAGCCGAGGCACAAUGGGGCAGCCGAUCCCGAGGGGGUGGCCGAGGCAGCCAGAGGCACAUCUCGGGGCCAGUACCACACCCUGCAGGCUGGCUUCAGCUCCCGCUCCCAAGGCCUAAGUGGGGACAGCACCUCGACUUUCAGGCCCAUCGCCAAGCCAGCCUACAGCCCUGCCUCCUGGUCCUCCCGCUCGGCCGUGGACCUGAGCUCCAGUAGGAGGCUGAGUUCUGCCCACAACGGGGGCAGUGCCUUUGGGGCUGUCGGGUACAGGGGAGCCCCAACCGCUGUGCCCAUGCCUGCCCGGCCCGUGUCCUUCCAUGAGCAUGGUGGAGGGGGGAGCCGGGUGGACUAUGACACCCUGUCCCUGCGCUCACUGAGGCUGGGGGCCGGGGGCCUGGACGACCGCUACAGCGUGGUGUCCGAGCAGCUGGAGCCCUCGGCUGCCUCCGCCUACAGAGCCUUUGCCUAUGAGCGCCAGGCCAGCUCCAGUUCCAGCCGAGCAGGGGGCCUGGACUGGCCAGAGGCCGCCGAGGGGCCGCCCAGCCGGACCAUCCGUGCCCCUGCCAUGCGGACCCUGCAACGAUUCCAGAGCAGCCACCGCAGCCGUGGGGGGGCCGGGGCGGUGCCAGGAGGUGUCCUGGAGCCCGUGGCCCGAGCUCCAUCCGUGCGCAGCCUCAGCCUGGCCGACUCUGGUCACCUGCCGGACAUGCGUGGGCUGGACAGCUAUGGCAGCCACCGCGCUCUGCAGAGGCUCAGCAGCGGUUUUGACGACAUUGACCUGCCCUCAGCAGUCAAGUACCUCAUGGCCUCAGACCCCAACCUGCAGGUGCUGGGAGCCGCCUACAUCCAGCAUAAGUGCUACAGCGAUGCAGCGGCCAAGAAGCAGGCCCGCAGCCUCCAGGCUGUGCCUCGGCUGGUGAAGCUCUUCAACCACGCCAACCAGGAGGUGCAGCGCCACGCCACAGGCGCCAUGCGCAACCUCAUCUACGAUAAUGCGGACAACAAGCUGGCACUGGUGGAGGAGAACGGCAUCUUCGAGCUGCUGCGGACGCUGCGUGAGCAGGACGACGAGCUGCGCAAGAACGUCACAGGGAUCCUGUGGAACCUGUCCUCCAGUGACAACCUGAAGGACCGCCUGGCCCGGGACACGCUGGAGCAGCUCACGGACCUGGUGCUGAGCCCCCUCUCAGGGGCCGGGGGACCACCCCUCAUCCAGCAGAAUGCCUCCGAGGCUGAGAUCUUCUACAAUGCCACGGGCUUCCUCAGGAACCUCAGCUCAGCCUCCCAGACCACUCGCCAGAAGAUGCGUGAGUGCCACGGGCUGGUGGACGCCCUGGUCACCUACAUCAACCAUGCCCUGGACGUGGGCAAGUGCGAGGACAAGAGUGUGGAGAACGCAGUGUGCGUGCUCAGGAAUCUGUCCUACCGCCUGUACGACGAGAUGCCGCCGUCCGCCCUGCAGCGGCUCGAGGGCCGGGGCCGCAGGGACAUGGCUGGGGCGCCACCUGGCGAGGUGGUCGGCUGCUUUACGCCGCAGAGCCGGCGGCUCCGAGAGCUGCCCCUCACGGCCGACGCGCUCACCUUUGCCGAGGUGUCCAAGGACCCCAAGGGCCUCGAGUGGCUGUGGAGCCCCCAGAUCGUGGGCCUGUACAACCGGCUGCUGCAGCGCUGUGAGCUGAACCGGCACACAACAGAGGCGGCCGCCGGGGCGCUGCAGAACAUCACCGCGGGUGACCGCAGGUGGGCAGGUGUGCUGAGCCGCCUGGCUCUGGAGCAGGAGCGUAUCCUAAACCCACUGCUGGACCGGGUUCGGACAGCGGACCACCACCAGCUGCGCUCCCUGACCGGCCUGAUCCGAAACCUGUCUCGGAAUGCCAGGAACAAGGACGAGAUGUCCACUAAGGUGGUGAGUCACCUGAUCGAGAAGCUGCCGGGCAGCGUGGGUGAGAAGGCCCCCCCAGCCGACGUGCUGGUCAACAUCAUAGCCGUGCUCAACAACCUGGUGGUGGCCAGUCCCAUCGCCGCCCGAGACCUGCUCUACUUCGACGGGCUCCGCAAGCUGGUCUUCAUCAAGAAGAAGCGGGACAGCCCUGACAGCGAGAAGUCCUCCCGGGCCGCCUCCAGCCUCUUGGCCAAUCUGUGGCAGUACAGCAAGCUCCACCGGGACUUCCGGGCGAAGGGCUAUCGAAAGGAGGACUUCCUGGGCCCAUAGGCGAGGCCUUCUCAGAGGAGGAGGAUGUGAUGAGGCCCAGCCUCCAAGGGACAGGCUCAGCUCUGCACUGCUCACCGGCUGGCCUGGAGGAGAAGGCUGAUGGCUCAGGGGCCCCUCUCUGGACCCCCGUGUGCAACUCUGAAGGGCCUGGGCCAUCAGGGAGGGGACGGGGGCUGUGGCUGGGGAUUUGGCUUCUGCAGGGCAGGGGGUAGGGCAGGGCUUGAGGCUACUCUGGUGCAUGGGGGGUGACCAAGUCACACUGGCAAAGUUGGGGCUGGCCGUGGCCCGGCAGUGCCUCGGGACAGCCAGCACUGGGAAUAAAGGUGGCCGUGAACACAGCA